Haliotis rubra (blacklip abalone) is the source of this 2323-nucleotide messenger RNA. Its product is annotated as leucine-rich repeat-containing protein 74A-like. The coding region runs from base 181 to 2052 and encodes 623 amino acids. The transcript has 13 exons. The record is from RefSeq and is a predicted model, not a curated record. Gene Ontology annotation, molecular function: protein binding; calcium ion binding. NCBI's taxonomy places the organism in Eukaryota, Metazoa, Mollusca, Gastropoda, Lepetellida, Haliotidae.
UGUUGAUUUCUCUAUCGCGUCGUUGCAGUGUUGUGGGGCGGCGAUAAAGCUGUCACCAACGGCGACGCUGAUGAAUUGACUCCACUAGAGCCAUGAAGUUGGGUUGUUCAGAGCAGCGGAGAAAAUAUUAUCACUGGUAGAGUUCUAAACAAGAAAACCCAGGACUUUGACAGAACAAACAUGGCGGACGAUCAAGGACAGCAAAAGAGAGGGAAGAGUGGGUUACACCGCCAAACCUCGAGUAUGUCAAGGACGUCUUGCCACUCACGUUCUAGUUCUUGUGUGUCCAGCAGUUCGAAAGAAGGCUCCGCUAAAAAGACAAAUGGCAACAUCUCGCGUGAAUUGACGAGAACUGACACACAAAUUAAUAUCAAGGGUAAGGGCACCAAAACGGCUACCCUGUAUCUGAGUCAGAGCCAUUCUAAAGUCAAGCUUCCAAACUCCGCGGAGAGGCCUCGCGGCAUCAUCCGGCAGAAGACAUCAUCUGACACGUCACAGCAGACGACAGGCACCAGGUCGAGACAGACGACAUUCGUGUCCCAAGACAAUGGAUUUUCAGAACCACCAAAAAUCAAGAAAGACCUAAAACGUGAAUUUACUUUCACCGGAUAUGACAUCAUGGAGGAUUGUGACCCUCCUGCACCGCUGCCUACCGACCCGGAUGAGAUCGAGAGGCACGGCUACGUGAACGUCUACAUUAACGCCUGCAAGUCUCUUGGCAUCACGCCUGUGACGUUAAUCGUGAACAGCCUCAUGGCGCCGAAACUAGUAAUGCGCAGUCGCUCGGUUGGCUCAAAGGCGGCACGAGCUAUCUUCAUAGCUCUUGUGGGUAAUCAACGUAUCUGUGGCCUUGACCUUGAAGAUAAUUGGCUUGGUGCAGAGGGUGCUAGCGCGAUCGCAGAACUCCUUCCGCAGAAUAAUCUCAUUACAGAAAUAAACAUAUCUGAGAACCGCAUAGGAGGUGACGGGAUCCGAGCACUGGCCGCCGUCAUGCAAGAUAAUCAGACUGUUCGGAAGCUCAACAUAUCAGGAAGUGAACUUUACGAUCACGAUGCGAAGUAUUUGGCGGAAAUAAUUGAGAAUAACGUGUGGCUGCGGGAACUACGGGCCAGUCAUAACAAGUUUGGAGAGGUCGGGGGUCUUUAUCUGGGGCCCGCUAUAGCUAACAAUGACACUCUCGAGAUACUGGACCUCAGCUGGAACCAUCUACGGAGGCAGGGAGCACAAGCUGUAGCAGCAGGAUUAGAGGAUAAUGGCGGACUGCUGAUACUGGACCUGUCAUGGAACGGGUUGUCCCGGGCUGGGUGCCGCACCCUCGGGCUCUCCCUGGCUGAGAACUACACCCUCGAGCAGCUGGAUCUCACGUGCAACCGGGUGGACGCAAUAGCUGUGGGCAGUCUGUUGGAGGGGCUGCGGUGGAACGAGUCCCUCGUCACACUCAAGCUGGGUCAAAACCCAAUCACCCCGGACGUAGCUCUGCUGAUCCUCAAGACAAUAGAGAAAGCUCCUAACAGCGUCCUGAGGGAGCUCGAUCUGACGGACGUUGUGGUGGACGAGGAGUUUGUGACGUCGCUGAAGAAGAUGCAGCAGAAGCGUGUACUCCGGGCCAGGACGGGGCCGAUAAUCAACAAAGGGGAGGGAAUUCUCGCUCAGGACGCCGGAACAUUCCUCACCAACAACCCCAUGAAGGCCAUGUUCGACUUCAUGAACGAGCGCGGUUACCGUGUCAUCGACUUGUUCAAGCGGUACGACAACGACAACACCCACACCGUCUCCACACAGGACUUCACCAAGGGGCUACUGAACGUCCACCUGCCUCUGACUGUUGGUCAGCUGGAGGAACUGGUCAACGAGCUGGACUCGGACAAAGACGGCAAGAUCGAGCUCAGGGAUCUGACGGAAGCUGAAACGAAUCACAGACGUAAGAUGUUCCGCCGGAAGCAAAAGAUGGCACUGAAAGAGACGAGCAACAAACAAAGGACGAAAACGCAGAAAGCCAAGAAUAGAAAGAAGCGAACUCUUGAAGCCAUCCCAGAUGUUGAUAGCGUCUGAUCAUUAUUUGUUGCAUCUAUAUUUCAUUGUUUUUCAUUAUCUUUGAGGUUCCUGAGAUAUGUACGUCAUACCUCUGUGAUGGACAGUCGCAUGUUGCAGGCUUGCUUUGAUAGGUCAACAGAACAGCAUCGUCAAUACAUAGGGUAUUUGCUUAUACUAGUUCCUCUAUCGUCGCUUGUCGUAAGAGGCGACUAACGGGAUCGGGUGGUCAGACUCGUUGACUUGGUUGACACGUCAUCGUAUCCUUAUUGCAUAGAUCGAUGCUCAUGCU